Paramecium sonneborni is the source of this 333-nucleotide messenger RNA. The record is from the annotation of a GenBank genome assembly. Lineage: Eukaryota; Ciliophora; Oligohymenophorea; Peniculida; Parameciidae.
GACAUAAAAUGGCCAGAUGGGUUACUGAAUAAAGAUUAGAUGAGAAUAAGUUAUUUAAAUAAAUGUAGAUAAUUUAAUUAUGAUUAGUGGUGGCGGAUCCUAUGAUAAGGAAAAUCACAAAACUGGAGCUUGGAUUGAGUUGAAAGGUGAAUUCAAUAAGUAUCUUAGAUUAAUUAAAUCUUUUUCAUUAUUAGUGAUUCAUCUGUCACUUAUUAUGGUGAAUAUUUAAAUGAUAAAAAAAUUGGUAAAUGGGAAAUUUUUGCUUGGCAUUAAUAGAUGUAUCAAAUUUGCAAUUAUGAAAUCACUUUAUUAGUGGAGGUGGAUCAUAUGAUG